UCCACACGACCCAAUCCCUUUUUGUUCUCCUUCCCCGCUUCCCUGCCUCGCAGACUCGCAGUAGAAACAGAAAACUUGGACCUAACGUUACCGACCCACGAGUUUCCCGGUUCGCACAGGUCACAUCUACCACUCCGAAUCUUCCCCUACAUUACGGCUGACAGCUGACCACUGUCCUUUCUUCCAUUAUUAUUCAUUUGCUUCAUCGGUUCGUUUCGUUCCUCUUUUUCCCACUUCCUCUCUCUGUCUCUUGUAUUUUCCCUGCGCUUCUGAUCUCGUCUAUCUCGCCCUCGAUGGACGUAAAUCUGUUAAAACCCACUUAUCGGACUGCGAUUUCAACUCCUUGUUUCUUCAAAUCUUCGAGACCGAUCACCCUUUUCCCCAAUGCAACUAGGAAAUCUUCCAUUUUCGGGUUUGUUCAGUUAAGUUCAUCAAGGAGAUGCGUUCACUCUGUCAAAGCUUCUGCGGCUUCAUCUGCCGGAUUGGAGAGGAAGAAGAGGGUGGAUGAGAGUGAAAGCUUGACCUUGGACAGUAUAAGACAUUCUUUAAUUCGUCAAGAAGAUAGUAUAAUAUUUAGCCUUUUAGAGAGAGCUCAGUACUGUUACAAUGCUGACACAUAUGAUCAUAAUGUAUUCUCCAUGGAUGGGUUUGAAGGCUCUUUGGUUGAGUUCAUGGUCAGGGAAACUGAAAAGCUUCAUGCUCAGGUUGGCAGAUACAAAAGCCCAGAUGAGCAUCCGUUCUUUCCAGCCGAUUUACCUGAGCCAAUGCUCCCACCUCUUCAAUACCCACAGGUUUUGCAUCCUAUUGCUGAUUCUAUCAAUAUAAACAACAAGAUCUGGGAUAUGUAUUUUGGAGAUCUUCUUCCAAGAUUGGUUAAAAAAGGAGAUGAUGGUAACUGUGGAUCUACUGCUGUUUGUGACACAAUUUGCCUGCAGGCACUCUCAAAGAGAAUCCACUAUGGUAAAUUUGUAGCAGAGGCAAAGUUCCGGGCCUCUCCUGCUGCCUAUGAAGCCGCUAUUAAAGAACAAGACAGGGCCCAAUUGAUGCAAAUGCUAACAUAUGAAACUGUGGAAGCGGCAAUAAAGAGAAGAGUAGAGAUGAAGGCCAAAACUUAUGGGCAGGAAAUAAUUGUCAAUGAGGAGAGAGAUGUAGAUGAUCCUGUAUAUAAAAUCAGACCAAACUUAGUCGCUGAACUAUAUGGAGAAUGGAUCAUGCCUUUGACAAAGGAGGUUCAGGUUGAAUACUUGUUGAGAAGGUUGGAUUGAAGAGAGAAUUUUCCCACUUCAAAUCAAAGAAAAUAAACAAAGAAUCAAACAUGGAGGCCUUGUCAUCUUGUGGAUGCCAAUGUUAACAUAUAAGAUGGAUUGGGUUAGUUUUUGGGAUUUUUAAUUAGUACAGCAUGUCCCAAAUCCACUUCAGAUAUUCCCCAGGCAUUAUUUGGAGGCAUUCGCAUUACAAGAGCAUGGGUUCACAACUGCCAUUGCUCAUGCUACUUAUUUUGAUUGGAAACAUAAGAGCUUUCCAAUUGUAGUCUUUAUUGUUUGAUUUGUAGGUUCCGUCACUUGGGCUCAGUGCUCCGUGAAUCGGCAGUGGUGGGUGCCGUUGUUUAUUUGCUAUUGUUUCUGUCAAAUUCUCUAUUUCUUGGUGCUCACACAGUCCUGUCUGUCUUUAGGAGGCGCAGUGUGUUUACGUUAUUUAUUGAUGAUCCAUUGAGAUGUUUUUAUUUUUUAA
Nelumbo nucifera (sacred lotus) is the source of this 1731-nucleotide messenger RNA. RefSeq names its product chorismate mutase 1, chloroplastic-like. Gene Ontology annotation, molecular function: chorismate mutase activity. The record is from RefSeq and is a predicted model, not a curated record. NCBI's taxonomy places the organism in Eukaryota, Viridiplantae, Streptophyta, Magnoliopsida, Proteales, Nelumbonaceae. Gene Ontology annotation, biological process: aromatic amino acid biosynthetic process; chorismate metabolic process. Gene Ontology annotation, cellular component: cytoplasm.